Arachis duranensis is the source of this 594-nucleotide messenger RNA. RefSeq names its product non-specific lipid-transfer protein 2. Lineage: Eukaryota; Viridiplantae; Streptophyta; Magnoliopsida; Fabales; Fabaceae. The record is from RefSeq and is a predicted model, not a curated record. Gene Ontology annotation, biological process: lipid transport. The transcript has a single exon. The coding region runs from base 92 to 385 and encodes 97 amino acids.
CAUAAUCAAUAUCCAAUUCAUCAGAUAUUGUAUUGGUGCAUAGAGUCACAUAAAAAAGCUAAUUAAGAAAUUAGUAGAAAAUACACACAUAAUGAAGAAUUUCUCUAACUAUGUGAUGGCCGUAGCGGUGGCCAUCUCACUGUUUUUUCUGGUGGUAGUAUCUCCACCAGUAGAAGCAGUGACAUGUAGUCCCCUACAGUUAAGUCCAUGCUUGGCAGCAUUCACGUCGGAUACUCCGCCGUCGAGCACAUGCUGCCAAAGGCUGAAGGAGCAGAGGCCAUGCCUUUGUGGUUACCUCAAGAACCCUAGCCUAAGGCAGUAUGUUAAUUCUCCCGCUUCUAGAAAAAUUGCUAGCUCUUGUGGUGUUCCCUUCCCCACAUGCUAAUUAUUAUUAUAUUAAAAUAAAAAUAGUAAUUACUUCAUAUGAAUAGUAAUAUAUAUGUUAUCUUAGCUUCGUUGUGUGAUGUAUCUUAUAUAUAUGGCCCAUUAAGAAAAUAAUUAUGUUCAAGGGAUGUACUGGCUUGAACACUAUGAAUGAAAUACUUUAAUAUACAAUGAAGGAAUUUGCCUUAAUGAAUAUAAUUAUAUAUGCUA